AUGUCGUCCCCUCCCGUCUGUCCCCAGGGUCAGAUCUGCAGAGCGGAGUUGGAGAAAUGGUCCAGUCAGAAGUGCCAGGAGCCUGAGGUCAUGCCAGAGGAGGCCCACAUGUUUGACCUGGACUGCUUCCUGUCCAACAUCUCCGACACCCUGUUCACCAUGACCCAGAAGCCCUGCCCUGGAGCCAAUGACGGACACAACACGUAUACCAGCAACGCUGACAUGAUCCAGCCAGGUCUCGCCUCACUGCAGCCCAAUCUGGACGACUUCAUGGAUAUCCCAGAUAUCUUUAUGAGCUAUCAGGGACAGUCGUUGGAGCGGCUGGACCAGCAGGCUGGUUAUCCUGACUUUGAGAGCUCCUCAUGCGGGCCUUUCUCCUCUCUGUCGACCCCUGUGGUGACCGCUCCUCAGUCAAACGUCUACACACAACUAGCUCAGCCCAACCUCUCGUCCAACUCAGGCCCUAGCUACCACAGUCAUCCCCUGACCUCUGACAUGACUUUCAACCCCAUCAACAACCUUAAAUUCAAAGGUCACCAACAACAGGAUUACUACAUCGAGUAUCACCCUCCCGGCAUGGUAUCAGGGGUCGUCCCCUCUUAUGGACACCAGCCUUACCCCGGCGCCGCCAUCUCCAUGGCAACCACUAACAUACAACAGCAAGGAGACGGAACCAAAGGUCACAGGUCAAGCUCUCCCAACUCCCCACAUUGUAGCAGCAGCAUGCAUAUUGGAAGGUCUGGAUCUGAGCUGCAGCCUGGGUCUCCCUGGUCUUCAGGGAUCCCACAGCUGACAUCAAUACACUGCCAGACGUCCACCCUGGGCCACACUGGGUUCCACACUGGGUUCCACACUGGCACCUCCCAUGGUUCUGCUGUCUCUGCCUUCCUCACCCAGGACUCAACGCACACUAACACACCCCUCCUCAUCCCCAAGAAAGAGAAACUCUCCCCUGUACAGAUCUACGGCUCUGAGAUAACUAGUUUAACAGUGAGCUUUUCAAGACACUCAGGCCAGAUGUCCCCAACCAACCUUCUAGAGAGAGAAUUCAACCCUGAGUCUCCACCUGGACUUUCCAAAAUGGAGUCAAACAAGACACAGUCCAGAGGGAUAACUCACAUCUCUGCUGAGCAGAAGAGACGUUUCAACAUCAAGCUAGGCUUUGAUACUCUGCACAGUCUCGUCACCACGAUGAGCACUCAGCCAAGUAUAAAGAUCAGCAAGGCCAUGACGCUACAGAAGACAGCAGAGUACAUCAGUAAGAUUCAGCAGGAGAGAGCUCAGCUGCACGAGGAGGCUCAGAGACUCAGAGGCCAGAUUCUGCUCCUUAACUCUGCCAUCAAUGUGUACCAGCUGCAGCUGCCCGUCACUGGCGUGCCCAUCACCUGCCAACGCUUUGACCACAUGAGGGAGAAGUUCAGAGAGUACGUCCGGGCACAGACACUACAGAACUGGAAGUUCUGGAUCUUCAGCAUCAUGGUAGAGCCCCUGUUUGAGUCCUAUAACAGGAUGGUGUCUACAGUCAGUGUAGAGGAUCUGUGUCGUACUACUCUGUCCUGGCUGGACCAGCACUGCUCCCUACCUGCCCUCAGACCCAUGGUCCUUAGCUCACUCCGUCUCCUCAGCACAUCCACGUCCAUCCUGACAGACCCCAGUCUGGUCCCAGAGCAGGCCACCCAUGCAGUCACCCAGGCUCAGUGCCUCCCCCACCCCACCCUACCCGUCCCCAGGACCAUUCCCCCUCCACGUGGCCCAUCAACACCCCUACAACGUGGCCCAUCAACACCCCUUCUACGUGGCCCAUCAACACCCCUUCCUCAUGGCCCAUCAACAGGGAAAACACACAGCCCAUGUGACCCUAUGGAACAAUUUCAAUAGAUGGAAAACCAAGCCGUGCCAAAGGAUCACAGAGCUGAACCCACUUUAAAGCACACAUACAGCAGGUACUAGUGCUGAGCGAUUUACUGAAAUGUCUGCCAUUUUUCAGCUUUUAAAACAACAUCAGUUUAAUUAUUUGAAUUCCAUUUCGUUCUGUUUUUUUUUCUGUGAUUGUAAUGCUCAGUUUCUCUAGAGAUAAAUCAGAUCAAGCCUGAACUGUGCGAUGUAGUAGACCAAUAUUCUACAUAGUUUAGCGCAGAAAACGUGGUAAUUAACUACAAUGACCCUAAUCCAUUGCACGUCUGUUUGUCCGGUUUGUGUUGGGCAGACACAGACAAGGAGAGGAUAGACAGGAGAACGAUGGAGAGUGAUAGAAAGCAAUUGCUUCGCUAAGUAUCUCUACCUGAAAAUACAUGAUCUAAGAAAUUGAUAGUUGGUAUUCAGUAGUCAAAUUAUUUACUUUGCCUUAUUUACUUUGAAGAACAACUAAAAUUGUGAUUUUGUCAGACAGCAUAGACUGCAGCUCUAUAGAGAUGAGAUAAUGACUUGGAAUGAAAUAAUACAGUCAACAAAUAGCCCUAAAACAAAUAUAAUA
Messenger RNA from Salmo salar (Atlantic salmon), 2473 nucleotides. Its product is annotated as carbohydrate-responsive element-binding protein. Gene Ontology annotation, molecular function: protein dimerization activity; RNA polymerase II cis-regulatory region sequence-specific DNA binding; DNA-binding transcription factor activity, RNA polymerase II-specific. The record is from RefSeq and is a predicted model, not a curated record. Lineage: Eukaryota; Metazoa; Chordata; Actinopteri; Salmoniformes; Salmonidae. Gene Ontology annotation, cellular component: nucleus. Gene Ontology annotation, biological process: regulation of transcription by RNA polymerase II.